Molecule: messenger RNA, 1587 nt
Organism: Trichophyton rubrum CBS 118892
Lineage: Eukaryota; Fungi; Ascomycota; Eurotiomycetes; Onygenales; Arthrodermataceae
Product: serine-tRNA ligase
Exons: 1
Coding region: 1-1587 (528 amino acids)
Biological process (GO): mitochondrial seryl-tRNA aminoacylation
Cellular component (GO): mitochondrion
Molecular function (GO): serine-tRNA ligase activity; tRNA binding; ATP binding
Source: RefSeq, a predicted model, not a curated record
AUGAGGCCCUCCUCGCUAUACAUAUGCCUCAAUUGCAGGUUAUCACUUAGACCUCCCACUCGGAACGUCGCCUUCCCUCGUCGCGUUAUCAGUACAGCGUCGUCUCGACCGCCAACUGCUCCGAAGCCAGUCCCAAAUGUCCGCCACAUCCGCGAAAACGCAGAAUUAUACUCGAAGAACUGCUUAGAUCGCAAUUAUAAGCCAGUCGCAGACUACCCGCCGAGAAUACAGUCUCUAGCCAAAGAAGCCUCGGAUUUGCAGCAUGCCUUGAAGCAUCCUCGAGCUCGAAUAAAGCAGGUUGAAAAAGAGAUAGGCAAGCUUGCUACUCUUGCUGGGCGCCAGCAACUGGAGCCGGAACAAAAAGGAGACCUGGAUGCGCUUCGACAAGAAGCAAAGGAGCUCAAGGAUGCCUCGCAGCAGAUGAUGGACCGGAGAGAAGAGUGUAUGGAGGAAAUACAGCAGUUGGCGUUGUCGUUACCAAAUCUUACGUCGAAGGACACCCCAGUUGGAGACAUUCCUCGCAUCGUCACAUACAUCAAUUUCGAUCCUGAAUCCCCUCUCUCGUAUGCAUCACCGACUUCAUCGACUGCUGCCAUCCCACGGUCCCACGUCUCAAUUGGCACUGAGCUGGGUCUAUUAGAUUUCACCAGCUCAGCAACGUCAACCGGCUGGGGAUGGUACUUCCUCACCAACGAAGGCUGUCUCCUCGAACACGCUCUUGUCCAAUACGCCCUAACCACAGCUCGUAAGAAGGGCUGGAAACCUGUCUCUCCGCCGAGUGUUGUAUACUCUCAUAUUGCCGAAGCUUGCGGCUUCCAGCCCCGAGAUGCGAACAACGAGCAACAAAUUUGGUCUAUUCAGCAGACGGAGAGAGACAAGGCUGCACAUAAACCACAGCGCAGUCUGACAGGAACUGCCGAGAUACCACUUGCUGCGAUGUACGCAGGCCAGGAAAUUCGGGCUGAACAGCUUCCCCUAAAGUUUGUGGGAGCAAGUAGAUGCUAUCGAGCUGAGGCUGGCGCAAGAGGUGUCGAUACCAAGGGGCUAUACCGUGUGCACGAAUUUACUAAGGUCGAGUUAUUUGGCUGGGCAGACAACAUUGAGCAGGACGGUACGGGUGCGAAUACCAAUGGAAUAACGUCGACCUCUCUCUUUGAAGAAAUGCUUUCUAUCCAAACAGAUAUUCUCUCUUCUCUCAAUCUGCCAUGCCGAGUAUUAGAGAUGUCGUCUUCGGACCUCGGCGCGAGUGCAAUUCGAAAAAGAGAUAUCGAAGUCCUAUUCCCGUCCAGAAUACCAAACAAAUCAGACAGUUCAUCUGUGCUGGACCCUGGUUACAGUGGCUGGGGCGAAGUCACUUCGACUUCCAUAUGUACGGACUACCAGAGCAGACGGUUAGGAACAAGGGUGCGUGACGGUUCAGGGGUUUCAAGGUUCCCGCAUACCGUCAACGGAACCGCUAUGGCCGUCCCGAGAGUACUGGCAGCAAUAUUAGAGCACGGAUGGGAUGAAGCCCUAGGUGGCGUCGUUGUCCCUGAGGUGCUGAGGCCAUGGAUGGGUGGACUGGAAGUUAUUCGGGGAAAUAAAUGA